Molecule: messenger RNA, 1230 nt
Organism: Branchiostoma floridae (Florida lancelet)
Lineage: Eukaryota; Metazoa; Chordata; Leptocardii; Amphioxiformes; Branchiostomatidae
Product: methyltransferase-like protein 7A
Exons: 2
Coding region: 88-822 (244 amino acids)
Molecular function (GO): S-adenosylmethionine-dependent methyltransferase activity
Source: RefSeq, a predicted model, not a curated record
CCGGCGCCACAGUACAGUUAAGGUUAGGUGAAAGUGAAAAGGUCAACCACCUCCUGUGAACUCUUCACCUUUGGUUAGAGUGACAACAUGGCGGUGGUCUGGUGGAUUGUAGCGUUCUUUGUGAUCAUAGUUGCCGCUGCUCUGACUCAACAAGGAAGGGCUAUACUUCGUCUAAUAUACAUGAAGGUUUAUGCAUAUAUCCUCUCUCGUAUAGCGAAGAGUUACAACAAGAAGAUGACCCCAUUCAAGGAGAAACUGUUCGAAGACUUGAAGACUCAUCCAGCGGCUGUGACGGGGAGUCUGACCGUGCUGGAGAUCGGAGUCGGCGCCGGGGCCAACUUCAAGUUCUACCCACCGGGAACUUCCGUCAUCGCCGUGGAUCCGAACCCGGAGUUUGACAAGUAUCUGCUGAAGAACGCGGCGGAGUUUGGCGAGGUGAAACUGCGGGAGUUCGUCAUCGCGUCCGGAGAAAACAUGGCGGGCGUGGCUGACCACUCGGUGGACGCUGUGGUCUGCACACUGGUCAUGUGCUCCGUGGCUGACCAGCCGAAGGUCCUGUCCGAAAUCAAGAGGGUUUUAAAACCAGGAGGCAAGUUUUACUACAUGGAACACGUGCAUGGCACCCCUGGUACGUGGGUGUACACCAAACAGAACUGGCUAGACAUCAUCUGGCCGUAUCUGUCCGACGGCUGCACCCUCCGGUCAGAACUCUGGACCCAUCUGGACGCAGCAGGCUUCUCAGAAGUAGACUAUCAAAAAUUUGAUGCUCCGCUCAAGAUGUCUCUUAUAGAGCCGCAUCUUAUGGGAACUGCUACUAAGUAGCUGAAAACUGAAGAGUUUGGAAACUUGAUUUCUGUUGAUCAUAUCUCUGUUACUGUGUUAUCUACCUCAUUGUAUUACUGGUAUAUAUCAUUUGAUAGCUUGUUUACAAUGGCAGCACAUCUGUUAUGAUUGUACAUGUACAUUCAUAUGAUCAACUGAAUUCAAGAUAUCAGACUUGUGUUUUAAGUACAUGUAGUUGAAAGUUUUUACUCAACUCUGAGAGGGCAUCAAGACUAUAUGCAUUCCAGGUCUGGAUUUUAGUAUAACAUCCUAUUGUCAAUGCACAAUGGCCUUAGCUUUAAUUCAGACAUUUCAGUUCUUCUAUAACACUAAUGAUCUUAGAAUUAUUAUGCAGAAUCAACUUAAUUUUUGUUCAGAUGGCUGAUUUAAGUUAGCUGGAUACCAGAC